GAAGAGGCAGAUUGUUCAACCUCGACUGAUAUAACGCGAUUGCUCUUCCGCAAAUAGCUCAUUUUGUAAUUCGAAUGAUACCGAUCAGAAGCAGAAAGGACCCGGGAAUUAACUGAAAGUAUUGACAAGAUUUUUGCGCGAUGGCAGGCCACGAAAUUGAACAGGAAGGGUAUUUGGAGAAAUCGCCACCUUUUGCACGCGACAUCCUUGGUCGAUUAAAGCGAUGGCACCCCAGGUACUGUGUUCUAAGCCGACUACCAAAUGGUGAAACAGCCCUGACUUACUAUGAGGAUUCAAAAAAGUUCUCAAACGGAGGAAAACACAAAGGUUGCAUACUGUUGCAAGAUUGCGUGGAAGUGAGAAAAGUGGAAGGACAACUUUACAAUCGAGAUUUUUUGAUAUCUCUAAGAACAAGUCAAAAGUCCUCACAUGAAGGGCGAGUUUUCCUAUUUCGCGCGAGCAACCAAGUUGUUCAAAGCCAUUGGUUUAAUGCGAUAGAAAGAUGCAUGAAUACGGUUUCAAAAGCAGAGGCAAAGGAACACGAAGAUGAUGAUGUUUCUCGCGACGCGGUACAAAAUUUUGCACCAAGCAGGCCAACAGAAUUGGAAAUUCGGGCUUACAAUGAGAAACAGGCUGCGCGAAAGAGAAGCAGUACAACGCCAAAUGAAAUCACCGGGGAGGAGAUUCUUCGUUCUCCUGAUGUUUGCACCACUCCCAAUAAAGACUGCGAUAGAAGAAUCAGCAACCGGAGUAGUGGAUACGAGACAAUGGACCGAACUAGCUCUGCGGCAUCUCAAUGCAGUGAAUUCAGUGAUAUUUUUUUACCUGGUUACCAGGAAUCGAAGUUUGACUUUUCACCAACCUUUGAAGGUCCUCGUGUUGCUUUGAAAAAACCAACAAUGAUAAAGGCGAGAAGCAUGGGAAAUCUACUUGACUCAGUUAGCAUUAAUACGAGGAUUGAAUUCUCAAAUGCACCAACUACGUCAUGGGUUAGAAGACCCUCUCUCCAGGAGCAAGUUGAUAUUAUCUUAAGAAAACUGAGCUUGGAAGAGAGGACUGGUGCAUCGAAUUCCUGUAAUACAAGCAUAAAUGAAAGAGCCGAGAGCCAUGAAAGCCAACACGAUUUGAAAAAACCAAGGCCCAGCAGUGAACCGUGUAGCUCUAGAUGCAACUUUGCAGAUUUUAGUGGAAGUUGGGAACGCCCCGCUGUUUCUGCGAUGCCAGGCAGCUAUAAGGCAUCAGCUUCUCCAAUGGAGAAUGAUGAGCUACAAACGAACCAAAGGCCGCUCAGUUAUCCGUCACAAGCAAAGGCUCGUCCUUCGCUAGGCAUCGGAAGACAGUUCUCAAACAUUGAUGAGACGGAAGGUGAACAGACCGAAGCAGCACAAGAGGUUACAUCGAUCAACCGCACGAAUUCUGAUCCAACCUCGCGAAAAACUGACACAAAAUUCAGCUUUUUUCUGGAACUUUAAUGUGUAUUCGGGAAACGUUAUAUCGACUGACAUAAUUAUUAACCACUUAUGAAUUUAAAAACCCAUGUUAUUCUUUCAUUCAGUUAAAAGCGAUACGUCAAUCAGUUUAUGUAAAAUGUAAAAUAGACUUGAAUUAUGCAGAAUAGAAUAGAUCGGAUUUUAGAUUCCAUAAAAAAGAUGCCACAAACUACACCAUCAGUUUAAGUUUCCACAUUUCCUCCCUUUCCUACUCCUUUCCCCUCCAUCUAUCUCCAUAAAAAUUAAAAUUCAACACUUGAAAAAGACUACGCAGAUGUUAUUUUUCUUCUACUUAAAAGCAAUUUCUCAAUAAAAGCAUGAAAUUUAGUCCUGUGACGCUGGCACUCCGAUCAAAAUAGCUUCUUUUUUGCCUUAUCUGACAACGAUGGUUUUAAUGAACUUGGUGUCUUGAAGCAAAACUACGUCGCUAUGAAAAUUUAAAAUCUCGAAUUAUAGCAAAAUAGAUUUUCUUUCAUAUAAGGAAAGGAUGAUUUGCUUAUACAUUAAAAAUUAGCUUCCAUGUUUGCCUCCAAUUGAUGCUUGUUUUGCGUCCCCUAAAAGACGAUACUGGAGAAAUCCAGACCUUGGUGUGGUAGUUUUGUAUACCUUAUAGUUUAGUUUCCAGCAUAUAAAUUAUAGUAUAUAGCUGUAAAAAUUAAAAACAAUUGCUUGUAAAUAUACACUUCGGAACAUUUAUACAUAAAUGGUAAAUUACGAUCUAUUUUUGUGAUUAAAGAAAGAUCUCAUUCAAUGUAGUUUCUCGAGGAGAAAUGAGUUCAGUGAACAUCUCAUUACGGACCCAACCCGAUAACAAACACAACCCAAUAACGGACAUCAUCCACUAACAGACACAACAGUAUGACGGACAUCAUCAACCCAAUGGACACUCCCGUUUAGCAGCAUUCUUUUAUAUCCAUGUUUUUUUGUACACAUGUUCCGUAGAAAUGAAUAAUGGGCGUAGAGAUAUUGAAAUUUUAAUCUACUGUUUUCA
This is a messenger RNA of Rhopilema esculentum, 2481 nucleotides long. RefSeq lists its product as uncharacterized. NCBI's taxonomy places the organism in Eukaryota, Metazoa, Cnidaria, Scyphozoa, Rhizostomeae, Rhizostomatidae. The record is from RefSeq and is a predicted model, not a curated record.